GACCACGACACGACCGCUACGACAAAUUUUCUUCCGGGCUCGCUGGGGACGCUGCUUUCACACACCAGGACUCCGACAUGCCCCCCAAGACACUCUCCGCUUUCUUCCUGGGUUUGGAGCUCGCGACGGACCAGCUCAGGGCAUCAAUAGUGGACGAGAACCUGGAGUUGGUCGGUGUCGAGGUGGUGGACUUUGACACGGAAAUCCAAGAGUAUCAAACACAGGGCGGCAUCUUCACCACGCCGGGAGAUGCAUACACCACUCCGGUGGAGAUGUGGUUGAAGGGUUUCGACCUGCUCCUCGAGAAACUCAGCAAAAAUUAUGACUUGGCCAGGAUCAAGGCCAUCGGCGGUGCAGCCCAGCAAGCUCUGGUCUGGUGGAAGGCGCCUGUGCCCCCACUGCAAGCGCUCGAUCCGAGGUUACCGAUACACGCGCAGAUCACAUCCCAGUCAUUCUCGUUGCAAAAUCCUCCCAUCGCGCAGGACACCUCGGCACACACGCAUGCACUCGCGCUUGAAGCCGCCCUCGGCGGCCCCGACCUCAUGUCUGCGCGGGUCGGAACGUGCGCGCACCCCUCCCUCGUCGCUGCUCAGCUUCUCCGCGUACGCGAAGCCUGGCCAGACAUCUGGGCGCGCACUGGCCGCAUACAAAUGGCGAGCUCGUUCCUCGCCAGCCUGCUGACGGGUCAAUUGGCGAGCAUGGGCGAGGCGGAGGCGUCGUCCACCGGGUUGUGGGUACAUUCUGGCUCUCAGCCGGGCGUGCAGAGCCACUGGGACGAAGGCGUUAUGGAGAUCGUCGGCGGGAACCGAGAAGAGGGCCACCGCAUCUGGACAUGGCUGGGCGACGUCGACAUCUCCGGCGGGCGCAGGCGGAUAGGCAGCAUUUCGCGGUACCUGGUGGACCGCUAUGGAUUUGACCCCGAGGCUAUCAUCACGCCAUUCACGUCUGACUACCUCUCGACGUACCUCUCACUAUGCCCCUCGCCCUCGGACGCGGUGCUCACAUUCGGACCCAUGGACGUCAUGAUGGCGCCUGCGGCGAAUUUCGUCCCUACCCGCCUGUACAACCUCUAUCCCCACCCCGCACAGGACGCCAGCGAAAAGAAACGCUACAUCGUCACGCUUACUAGCAGGAACGCAGACGUUCCGCGUGCACUUGUGCGCGACAUGUACACCAAGAGUUGGAGUGCGUUCGACCGGUUGGUCGCUAUCGUUCCUCCAGGCGGUUCAAUUGGUCUCGACGACAAGCUCUUCAGCUUCUGGCUCCUCCAGGGCGACACCUAUCCAUUCGCCCACGUCAAGGGCAUCUACCGUUUCGAGACCGGCGUCAAGGUCAACGAGUUCCGCGAUCUGCGUGCUAACCCGCGCUGCCUCCUUGAGAGCCAGAUCAUCUCGUUCCGCGUCCGUUGGUCCAGGACGAUCCCCGCUGGCGUCUUCGGCGCCGCCGCCGGACGCGCGCGCAACGCCAACGCCACCCCCAGCCCGAUCACAGGCGCCUCGCAGAAGCGCGCCACUGGUGUCAACAACAGCAACAACAUGGGUCUUCCAUUCGACCCCUAUGACUACGCGACUCUCCCCGCACGGAUCCUCGCUACUGGCGCGGCGGCUAACUUCCCGUCCAUCGCCAACCUCGCCGGCGACGUCUUCAACGCGCCAGUGCUCAUGCCUACAACCCAGGUCGAUGCUGCGCAGGCGAUCCCUCACCGCAACACACCUGCACCUGGCUUCCCUGCGCGUGCCGCCCUCGGAGGCGCAUACGUCGCACGAUGGGUCUGGGGCAAGGAGAAGGGCACACCUGCCGGCACUGGCCGCGGCGGCUUCGAGGAGGAGAUCCGCAGGCUGCUGAGCAAGCGCUGGGCGGCGACCGGAGGCGCACCGUUGCGCACCAACAUCAACGCGCCCGGAAGCACGAGCAAGGCGCCGAGUGCGGCGGGCAGCGGGGCGAGCACGCCGUAUGGGCACGGGUCUCGGUCCGCGCUCGGGUCGACGAUCCUCGUGGAGGAGGAAGAGGAGGAGAUCGAGGAGAUGGAGCGUACCGGCGGCGGGUACGGGCUCGGGUUCUCGGAGACGGACAUGUCACGCAUCCGCACGGUGACGGGCUCGACGGCCGGCACGGCCAUGAGCGGGAGCACGUUGGGCGAGGCGCCGUCGACCGCGUUCACGACGCCCGACCUCGGCGGGCUGGGGAGCCCGAGCGCGGGCGCGCAGCCGGCGGACGCUGCGGCGACCUCGACGCCCUCGGCGCUGCAGCCGGUGACGGCGAUGCCGACGUCGGACGCAGAGCUGCAGCUCGGGCUCGCGAAGGUCGCGGAGCCGGACGUGGACGCGUUCAUGGCGUACGCGGCGCUCGUGCCCGAGUACUGUCGGCUGGAGGGGCUGCUCAUCAAGGGCAUCGUGUAGGCGGCGGCGGGUGGGGUGGGAUUGUGCUCGUGCUCGUGCUUGCGUUCUUGGUCAUGCUUUGCUAUCGACUUGUUGUAUACCAUAGGUGGUGGGCGGCGUGCGUCGGUGCGGGCGGGCGGGGCGAGGCGGGGUGUGGUACCGGGGGCGCGGUGUGCCAAAAGCUACGUAGCAUCGUCUGGGUCGAAACCGAUACCACUGACUAUGAUAUCAUGGUAUGCGAGCAAUCUUGUGUUACACUGUAGAUGGUCCGAAUCGAUGCUUUGCGCUUGUUGUAAUGGCUAGCACGGCUGCAGGAGUGCC
Molecule: messenger RNA, 2699 nt
Organism: Trametes versicolor FP-101664 SS1
Lineage: Eukaryota; Fungi; Basidiomycota; Agaricomycetes; Polyporales; Polyporaceae
Product: actin-like ATPase domain-containing protein
Exons: 7
Coding region: 78-2399 (773 amino acids)
Biological process (GO): xylulose metabolic process
Cellular component (GO): cytosol
Molecular function (GO): D-xylulokinase activity
Source: RefSeq, a predicted model, not a curated record